AUGACGGAAAAAGUAACGAUCGCCUCUCAAUUAACCAAAUCAAGAGGGGACUCGAACCUUCCUACCAGUGAAAAUGCCAGAAACCCGACCCCAUUGCCAGUCCCAAAUAAAGAACCUACCCCCUCAAUCGAAACGUCUGCCUCGACUUCAACUUAUCCAUCCGUUUCCGUUUCUUCAUCAACUUUUGGCACCACGACAGCUUAUUCGAAAUUGGACAUCUCUGAAAGAUCAGACUCGUACGACUAUCCCGUACUACCUCCCGUUCAGAUAGUACAUCUUUCAGCACAGAAUCGUAAAAUUGUUGCCACAAAUAUCAGACAUUUCCUCGUCCUGUUUUGGAUUUUAUUAUUUGCAUCAUCAAUUCUGAUGUUCACAUACCUGUCGGUAGGACAAAGGGUAAUCCAAGACUUCCCUUUGUUCAGUUCGCUAGAAAUGAUGUCCUUUCUUCCAGCAUCGAUUAUGAUCUCAUGCAUUCUUUCACUAGGACAUAUUCUCAUAACGCAUUUCAGAGUGGAUAAGAUGGGGUCAAAAAUUGUACGUCGAAUCUACUUGGCGUCUUGCGUGGUGAUGUUGCUUCAUUACGUGGCCAUGUCUGCUGCCACCGGGACGGAAAUGUAUCUCAAGUUAUCAAGUCUUGAGGAGAUUAUGAUGGCAAAUUUAAAUAAAUCAAUUAAAGAAGAUAUGAUGACACAAGAGUUUCAUAGCACUCAGAGAAAGAGACGCUGUUGUGGGGUGCAUGGUCCGCAGGAUUGGAAAUUGCUAAACAAUAAUGACUGGUGGCCUGUACUGCAAUCAUUUAACCCGUCUUCGUGUUGCCAACAAGAAGAGAAUUCAGAAAAUGUAAUUCACGGCCACGUUUUUUUCAGAUUUUUAAUUUAUUUGAAUUUUCUAUCCUAUAAGGAAAUUAGUCUGUGUACGUCUGACACAGUUUGGCCAACUGGUUGCUACGAGGUAGAACGCGGUUGGAUUAUCUGGUAUUGUGGGUGGUAUAUUGUAUUGCUGGGAAUUGGAUGUGUCCUCAAUGUCUUGUUGCACCUUCAAAUACAUCGGCUGAUCAGUUAUUGCAAAAUAUACAGGCCACAUUGGAUAUACCCAGACAAACCUAGACAAUCAAGCAAAACUACAAACGAAGCCUCAAUUGAUUAGUAGUUGUGUAGCUGUAAAGAUGUACAUUUACGUCCACAAUGUGAUUAAAAGGCAAACAAUUUGCCUGAAUUGGUAAAACGUCCUGUAAUUAUUGAAUACACCCCAUCAUAAAUAAUGUAUGUAAUAAAUAUGUACAUACGUCUCAUGCCAAUUGUACCGAAUGCAACGUAGUUUCAUGAUUUAUAGGUUUCCCAAUUUCCAACCAAACGUAACGCACAUGUUUACUUUGUCCAAUGUAUGAAAUUCUGAAACAACGUAUCUAUUUAUUUAACUACAGCUUCCGUGAAAAGUUAUUGAGGAAGACUGGGAAAAUAUCAUCAAAACAGAUUGAUUUCAAUGAUUAGAACCACAUCCACAAAUGUCAAGGAUAUUGGAUAAAGCGAUCAUGUUUACUCUUUGACACCGCAUUCCAUGUAUCACAUGCAACAAUCUUCAGUGCCAAUUAACCCAUUCCUCUCUGUUGACAUCUGAUAAUUACAGUAUUCUAAAAUCCGUCAUGUAUUUAUCGCAUUUCAGUCGCGUUUCAAUUAUCCAUCUGGAAACAACCUUGAUGAAGUAAAGUGAGAAACGGUAAAGAAAUUAGGAAUUUGCUUGCAGUCAUCAAACAGUAAUAAA
This is a messenger RNA of Folsomia candida, 1761 nucleotides long. RefSeq lists its product as uncharacterized. The coding region runs from base 1 to 1146 and encodes 381 amino acids. NCBI's taxonomy places the organism in Eukaryota, Metazoa, Arthropoda, Collembola, Entomobryomorpha, Isotomidae. The transcript is spliced from 6 exons. Gene Ontology annotation, cellular component: membrane. The record is from RefSeq and is a predicted model, not a curated record.